AGGAUCUUCUUGAACAACCGUGGAAGGGAUGAUUCAACUUGAAAAAAGGCUUUGCAGCCUCGUGGUCGGGAGAGCUGCACGUUCGGUUGCAACUUUUCGAGGAGCUCCAAGUGUUGUCAAACGAUCCUUCGGAACGGCUCUGAACGUCCAGGGAGCAGCUCAGUCUCGCAAUGUUCUCAAGAACGCUGCUUUCCGAGUUCCGGCUUCACAUCUGCGAUAUUUCUCUGUGACUGGAGGAGAACCUUCUGUGAUCCCGGUUCCUUCUAUGGGAGAUUCCAUCUCUGAAGGAACCAUUGUUUCAUGGCACAAGAAGCCUGGAGACCAGAUUGAAAUGGAUGAAAUUUUGUGCGAAGUCGAGACAGACAAGGUCACAGUCGAGAUUCGUGCGCCCGAUGCUGGUGUCAUUCAAGAGUUGUGUGCGAAGGAAGGAGACACUGUCCUGGUCGGAUCCGACCUCAUCAAAUACCUCAAAGGAGCUACCGGAGGUGCCAAGGCCGACGCUGGUGCUGCGCCACCCAAGAAGGAAGCACCCGCAAAGGCCCCCCCUGCAGCAGAUGCUCCGAAGCCGCAAGCUGCGGCUGCUCCUUCGGCCCCUCCUUCUGCUCCACAGCCUCCCAGCAAGCCUGCAGCUGGCUCUGCUUCUGCCCCCCUCAGUUUCAAGUGUCCAGCAUGGGCGAACGAAUCGAUCGCCGCGUGCCCAUGAGCAGAAUGAGGAAGAGGAUUGCCGAGAGACUGAAGGACUCUCAGAACACUGCCGCCAUGCUGACUACUUACAACGAAAUCGAUAUGACCAGCGUGAUGGAAAUGAGAAAUUUGUACAAAGAUGAAUUCCAGAAGAAGCACAACAUCAAAUUGGGUUUCAUGUCGGCUUUCGUUAGUGCGUCUGCUAAGGCCCUCAAGGCUUUGCCGAUCGUGAACGCCGUCAUCGAUGGAGAAGACAUUGUCUACCGCGAUUACAUCGACAUCAGCGUCGCUGUCUCGUCUCCCACUGGUCUUGUCGUUCCAGUUUUGCGUGAUGUACAGAACUUGUCCUUUGCUGCCAUUGAAGGGGCCAUCAACCAUUACGGAGAGAAGGCGCAGAGCGGAAGCCUUGCUCUUGAGGACAUGGCUGGAGGAACAUUCACGAUCUCGAAUGGAGGCGUUUUCGGCUCCAUGAUGUCGACUCCCAUUGUGAAUCAGCCUCAGAGUGCUAUCCUGGGAAUGCAUGCUACCACGAAGAGACCUUAUGUUGUCGAUGGCAAGAUUGAGAUUCGACCCAUCAUGUAUGUGGCUCUUUCUUAUGAUCACCGCAUCAUUGACGGACGUGAGGCGGUCACCUUUUUGAAGAUGAUCAAGCAGCAAGUGGAGGAUCCUCGAAGGAUGUUGCUGGACCUCUAA
Molecule: messenger RNA, 1377 nt
Organism: Guillardia theta CCMP2712
Lineage: Eukaryota; Cryptophyceae; Pyrenomonadales; Geminigeraceae
Exons: 19
Coding region: 670-1377 (235 amino acids)
Biological process (GO): tricarboxylic acid cycle
Cellular component (GO): oxoglutarate dehydrogenase complex
Molecular function (GO): dihydrolipoyllysine-residue succinyltransferase activity
Source: RefSeq, a predicted model, not a curated record